AUGGCUUUGGGAUGCCUUUUUGAAGGGCAUGAUGAGGCCUCUCGGGAGGCUUCAAUCCUCGAAGGAACUGGAUAUUUCGAAACGUGCCGUGGUCUGGUUGACCUGCAAGACUGCAACGACCUAGUGACUCUCCAGGCCAUCCUCUACAUGAAUAUAUUUUUGCUUUAUACUGCCCGGGUGAGCUCAUGCUUUUCUGCCCUUUCCUAUACGUUCUCCCUUGCCCUCCGCAUGAAAUACCACCAAAUCAUUGAUACAGAUAAUGAAAUCACCCGUGAAGACAAGAGACACGUGUUCUGGACGACACGACACCUCUUAGCAUGCGUUGCCAUUGCCGGUGGCCUUCCGAUGCCCAUUGGGGGUGACGAUCUUGAUUUUGACUAUCCUAAUGUGGAAGGUGUGCGUGGAAUGCAUCACAAAGGACCGCUUUCUGAAAAUCCGCAUAAUACAGUGCAAUGGAGCCCAACUGUUGCCAGUGUCGCAUGUUUCCGUUUACAUGAUAUUCUUGGACAUGUGACUAAGCGACUAUACCCCUCUAAAGGUGCUAAGAAAACGCAGGGUCAGGGGCCAUUGCGCCAUCUAGUGAGUAUGGACACUGUGCGGGAACUGGAAGGAGAACUCAGGUCCUGGUUGGCCUCACUACCACCGAGCUGCCGCCUCGGUCAGGAGAGACACCCGCAACAUAUUGAACGGGCCAAAUAUGAGCUGUGCAUGUCUUAUGCACACGCUCAGAUCUAUCUGUACCGACCGUUUUUGCAUUAUUUAGAUCCCGCGCUCGCCGACGGGACUGGGGCCGCCGAUGGCUUCCCAGGGUAUGCCUCCGCCUGCGUGGAUGCUAGUCGCAACAUCAUUCGGCUUGCCCAGGACAUGUGUCAUCGGGAGCUUCUCCGCGGAGCACAGUGGGAUAUUUCUAUCAUGAUCUUGGCCUCCUCUUUAACGAUGCUUUAUAUCAUCCUAGCGAAAAAGGGCUCAACAGUCGAGGAAAUGGCUCUAAGAGAGUUGGCCACUGCACGGAGCCUAAUGACUCUGCUCGAGCCCUAUACGAUGCUUUCUAAGAGGCUGAGUGUUGCAGUAAAGCUUUUGACGACAACAAUUCUCCCUGAUGGAAUGAGCAGCGCGUCUCCACUAAUUAUGGUGCAUAGUCCGUCGACACAGGUGUCCUACCGGGUAGAUGACUCAUACACAGCCACCUUGGCCGAGAAAGCAUUUGGCUUAUCAAAGACCAACGAACCAGGUCAUCCGGAGAUGCUAUCACUUGGGAGACAAAGGGAACCCGCACUGUUCCCUCCCGCAACUGAGAGGCAAUCAGCAAAUAUUCCCUCGCAGAGAUCGACUGGAAUUGCUAUUCAGGGAGAAAGCACGAGUCAAAAUGCUCCAGCGCUUGCUGAAGCUCAAAAUUCGGGACCCUCUGACCUUCCGUUUACGAUGCUAUCUGCGCGGAAUAUGUACAACACGCCAUUAUUUAGCGGUGAUGCUGUAGAGAAUAGCCCCGUUCUACAAUAUGGAAUAAAUACUGACGACUAUGGAUAUAUGAUUGAUGGUACAGGGCCGAUCGACUUUAGUGACAUGAUUGGUGAUCUUUUCACAUCGGAGGGACUGCUUUAG
Molecule: messenger RNA, 1602 nt
Organism: Aspergillus alliaceus
Lineage: Eukaryota; Fungi; Ascomycota; Eurotiomycetes; Eurotiales; Aspergillaceae
Product: fungal specific transcription factor domain-containing protein
Exons: 4
Coding region: 1-1602 (533 amino acids)
Biological process (GO): positive regulation of transcription by RNA polymerase II
Cellular component (GO): nucleus
Molecular function (GO): sequence-specific DNA binding
Source: RefSeq, a predicted model, not a curated record